Cladophialophora immunda is the source of this 2664-nucleotide messenger RNA. RefSeq lists its product as uncharacterized. Lineage: Eukaryota; Fungi; Ascomycota; Eurotiomycetes; Chaetothyriales; Herpotrichiellaceae. Gene Ontology annotation, cellular component: mitochondrial inner membrane. The transcript has 2 exons. The record is from RefSeq and is a predicted model, not a curated record. Gene Ontology annotation, biological process: mitochondrion inheritance. Bases 82 to 2244 code for a protein of 720 amino acids.
CCAACACCCCAUCUCCCAAGGACGACCACUUCUGUCCAACCAGGAUUGCUUUCAUCCGCCGGCAGCCAUGGUCUUUCAAUCAUGAUAGAGGCCUUCGUCCAGGGCAUGCGCCAUGUCUCGAGGAUUGCCGCUUGCGCGCCAGCGCGGACGACAAAAGUCGUCGACAGGCUACCAGCGUCCUUCGACCGAAGCUUCAGAUAUCACGUACCCAGACGGAUAUCAAACCUAACGGCCCCAAAAAACACUGCAGGCCAACUGCCCCAGCCCGUCAAGCUUCCUAUUAGGAUUUGGUCGCCUCGGGUCGAUAUUCCCGCAGGUCAAGGUCCGCAGAUCAGGUCGAGGUCAAGUCUAGCUUGGAUUGGAUCCUUUUCUAUAAAAGAUGGACAGGCAUCAGCACUUGAUUUCUCAGGACUGCAGAAGGGUCUAAAGUACACCAGAGGCAGCCGGCAUAGAGAAUCGCCCUUGAUCCGGUGGCGGGAAUUCCAUACUACACUCUUCGCAAGACAAAAGGCAGAGAAAGAAAGAGAGGGACACACAAAACAAAAAACGGGAGAAGAUGCCUCAAAAUCAGCUUCAGCAAAGGAGAAUGCCUCGCAGGCUGGCUCAGGACAGCAGCAUUCUUACCAAAGUCGUUUCUACGAUAGACUGCAUAUGCCGCAGUUUCACCGUCCCACAAAGGAAGAACUUCUGGCUGCGGCCACGGGUUUCUGGUCUCGCCUCAAGGUACACUUUAAAUGGUUCACAAUCAAAAGCACAAGACCUUUCAAUCUGGAUGAAAUUGUUGGAUUCAUCUCAUGGAUCGCGUUGGGCCAUGUCAUCUGGAUUGUUGUCGGUACUACGACUUUCGUGUCUCUGGCCAUCCUAGCCAUCAACACUGUCUUUGCGCAAGAAACCCUUGCUGGCUGGAUCGGGAAUUAUCUGACAAAAUCAUCCGGUCUUCAAGUCGUUUUCGAGUCCGCCAUUGUCCCCAAAUGGGGUGACGGCGUCAUCACAUUCAAGAACGUCUUCGUCUCCAGAAGACCCGGCCGGGUGCAAUCCCGCGUCACCAAGGGAUCGCCCGAAGCGGCCGCUCAAGCAUCGUCGGCAGAAGACCCCGUGCCUCCAGAAGAGCAGAAUUAUACACAGUUCGACAUCACAAUUGGGGAAGUCAAUGUCACCCUGUCCUUCAGCAAAUGGUGGAACUCUAAAGGCCUGCUGCAAAAUGUGGAAGUUAAACACGUAAGGGGAGUCGUCGACCGGACCCACGUUUUCGCAACCGGUGAAGAGAUUGAUCCAAAGUCGCUUCGGCAUGAGCACAACCCUGGGGAUUUCGAGAUCGAGUCCUUUAAGAUCGAAGAUCUUUUACUGACAAUCCUCCAACCUGAAGGGUUUCGACCGUUCCCCGUCAGUAUCUAUAACGCCGACUUGCCUCGCCUGCGGAAGCAGUGGCUGUUCUACGACUUUCUCUGUGCCAACAGCAUCACGGGUGAAUUCGACAAAUCUCUUUUCACCAUCCAUCCGCGGCAGACACACUCGUAUACCGGCACAAAGCUUAACGAUCCCGAAGAUCCGUCCAACGAACCUUGGAAAAAACAGUCACGCAUUCGCAUUGAUGGCAUAAACAUCGACCAUAUAAACCGUGGGGUGGCUGGGCCCUUGUCUUGGAUUCACGAAGGCAAUGUCGACAUUGUGGCGGACAUUAUGAUCCCCAACGACAGCGAGGAAUCCGUUAUGAAAGUCAUGACUGAUUUUUAUGAACGGAUGGAAGCGACCUUGACAUCGAGGAAACAUCUGGAGCAGCAGCGUUAUGGCGAAAUUUCUCCCGAGGAUGAGCCCAUUGCCUCCGGUGGAGUCGUGCUAACAACUCCAAACUCUCAACCGGUAAGAGAAGAGGACAAGCGCUUCAUAGUGAUGGAUCUCCGCAUUCACUUGAACGACGUGCGCGCCGUCGUCCCCAUUUUCACACGCGAUCUAUCAUAUAUCAACAACGCCCUGAUCCGUCCCAUUGUCGCCUACAUCAAUUCCCGGAGAACGUUCAUUCCGAUCAACUGCCGGGUCGUCAAGCGUCUCUCGGAUUUUGACGGGAGCUGGACUGUCUUUGAUUCCGGGUUGAUGGAUGAUCUGUCGGCGGAAGUGUACGAUGCGUUUGCAAGAGAUGUCACAGACGAGCAGGCACGUUUGAGACGGUUCAAGAAAGUUGGACUAUGGAGUUUGCAGCUUGCUGUACAGGCUAUCUUCCUAGGGAUGGCUGGGAACAUUGCUUGAUCCGACACGACAUUCACGAACAGUUUCCACUCUAUACCACAUGUCUUGAGGUUGCGUGCGUUGUAACAAAAGUGAAUAUUGGGUUUAGACGUUGCUUCGACGUUCGGAGGGUCAACCUAACUCCCUCGAUGGUGUAAGGCGUCAAAAGUGUACAUAUUUUACAUCCCUCUCCGGCACGUUGAGACAUUGCAGUUUUUCGCCUCGAGAUGGCGUACACUGGAACCACUGAGCCGCUCGAUCAUGAAGCAAAAAGUUCCAUUGCAACCAAGUCAUGUCCCUGUUUUGGAGUAUCUAGUGUUCCUGCUCAGCUUGGUCCUUUCUCUCCUUGCGCUGAUAUCCCUAUGAAUAAGGCAAAGUCACUUGAAUCUCACCCUGCGAACCCAUUCGCGGCACCCUGGCUCGAAAUUAUCUCGCGUCCCG